AUGACGCCACAGAGCCAAGUCAUACUGCUUAUACCUAUGGACAACGUGAAAGUGAUCAAAACGUUCCAGAAGUUUAGGCCUCCCUACUUUGGUGGGAUUGCGCAGGAUCCUUUGACACCCGCCAAAUGGGUAGAGGGAAUGGAAAAGGCAUUUAAGGUAAUGACCCUCAUUGAAGAACAGAAACUGAUUGUGAGGGAGAGGAAGGAAACAGAGUUCAUGGAGUUGAAACAAGGGUCCAACUCUGUAUUGGAAUAUCAACAAGAUUUUGAGAAGUUGUUCUUCUUCGGACCUGAGCAUUUGAAGGGGGAUCAGGCAAAGGCGAAGAGAUUUGAGAAAAGGUUAAGACCCACUAUAGGGGUUGUGUUAUUGGCUCAGUACCUCCAUGGUUAUGCCCAGGUGGUUCAACCUACCAAAUCCAUUGAGGAUAAACAAAGAGAGAACUAUCAUGCCAUCCAAGGGAAGAGGACAGCGGCACCUAGUAGGUUUGGUAAGGGGACAUAUUCUAGUGCAGCAUCAAGUCAAUAUGGAAGACCAGAAAUAGGACAAGCACCACCACCACCUAGACCCAUGGUAGCACAGUCUCAGACGGUCCCCUUAAGGUGUUUUGUCUGUCAGCAAAUGGGUCACUUUGCAAAGAAUUGCUCACAGAGGAGACCGGGUGACCCCUAUGUAGGACCAACCAAAUCAGUGCAACCAUUAUCCGCCACCCAUCCGGCUUAG
This is a messenger RNA of Macadamia integrifolia, 720 nucleotides long. RefSeq lists its product as uncharacterized. Lineage: Eukaryota; Viridiplantae; Streptophyta; Magnoliopsida; Proteales; Proteaceae. The record is from RefSeq and is a predicted model, not a curated record. Bases 1 to 720 code for a protein of 239 amino acids. The transcript has 2 exons. Gene Ontology annotation, molecular function: nucleic acid binding; zinc ion binding.